This is a messenger RNA of Penicillium daleae, 1878 nucleotides long. RefSeq lists its product as uncharacterized. The record is from RefSeq and is a predicted model, not a curated record. The transcript has 2 exons. Lineage: Eukaryota; Fungi; Ascomycota; Eurotiomycetes; Eurotiales; Aspergillaceae. The coding region runs from base 1 to 1878 and encodes 625 amino acids.
AUGUUGGCAGCCAUGUUGGCUAUACCAACACUCGACACCAUUCCCUUUGAUAUCAUCUACCAGAUUGCCACCCUACUGGAUGCUACUGACUAUGUGCAACUAAGUCACACCAACCGAGCUAUAUAUGCUCAAUUGAACGUUGACUCCAUUGCACGAAGCAUUAUCAAGAACUCCCUCGCUUAUAGCAGAGAAGGUCGCACCGCCUUGGUUGCCCAAUCUGGUUACCCCGAGGCUAUCCGGCGGUGGGUCAACAUCAACGAAGCUGUAGCCACGGCAUCUCCGUAUGCAGUAGCGGUGCUGGCAUAUGCGACCCAUUUUCUUUAUCACCAGGGAAUCCUAUGCUACCACGUUGAACAUGAAAUCCGCUUGCUCGAUGUGUAUCACGCCGACCGACAGGAACGCCUCUUGGAUUUGCGCAAUAUCAUUCCGCGACUGGACAGUAGCUCAGUAGCGACAAGCGUUGCUCCUCUGAACCGAAUCACCCUUCUCUAUUUCAAUAACGAGAUCCUCGUGUUUUGUCUUGACGGCUCCGGAGGCCAGAAUAGUUGGUUGAUUGCUAUUGACACAGCCCUCCAACGUGGUCGCCGCAAGCGACUAUUACUGCAACGAUCCGUUCCUGCAUCUGCCCCGAUCUUUGUACGGCACACUCAGUCGUAUCUAUGGUACGGGGUGUUCCUGGCUACCCUCGGUCCGCAAGGGAGCUGGGUAUGUUACGGCGUGGACAUGACCACCAAUGAGGCUAUAAGGGUCUACUUGAAUGGUGUUGUAGAAGGGGAGAUUGGCCAGACCCUUUGUUUUGAAAUGUACCAGGACCACCUAUACGCCGUUUCAACUCACGUGACUUACGAUGAUGAUGACCAUUCUUCUUUUUACCACUGGUUCUGCUAUUCACCUCAACAGAAGAGCCAGAAGUGGAGUGGUCGUAUAUGGCGCCGUAACCACCGUGAAGGGCCCAUCAACGAAAUGUGGACGAAUCUUUCCAUUCAAUUUGAUCAGACUACUGGGGGGCCAAUUGUUGUUGAAUGUCGCCGCGAGUGGCCAAAUGGGAAUAGCGAGAACCAUCGGACAAUUUAUCGCGAAGCCCUACCGACACCUGCCAAAUUACGGUUGGACUAUCCGAGAGGGGGCAUUGAGUCUCAUUCAUGGAGUGACGGCUUCAAUGGAGCUCUCAGCGGCUCUGAGAUGCACCAUAUGAACAGUAGCAGGCCAAAAAAACGACUCCGACGUAAUUGUCACGCAGAAUAUGAAUCUAGUGACCCAAGCCAGAGGCGAGAAUUUAUCGCCGCGUAUACCAAGCACCACUGCUAUCAUCUUGCCGCCUCAACAUUUAUCGAUAUUGUGAACGAUCCUGAGCGUCAAGCAGAUGGUGUUCACAUUCGAGACUUCCUUCGCCUUCGCACGAUCUCGCGGAAGCGUAAAUCCCCCAUUGAUGAAAAAGGUAUCGCCGGAAAACCAGGUCUCCUUUAUCCACCGACUCAAUUCGACGCCAACGGCCGCGCUGUCGAAGGGUCAGAUGAGUGCUUCGCUUCCCGUGGAAUGAACAUGUGGCCUGCUGAAGACGCCCCUACCGGGCUCUGCCGUCUCUUGUGCCCUUCUUCGUGCUCGGGCAAGCUGCGUGCCAUCUUAGAUGAAGACACGCUCGUUUACUCCGUCUCUUCGCCCGGCCUACCCUCCGGCCACCUAGCGAUCAUCUUGAUAAGCUUUGACCCUAUGCUUCACAUUCCUACCCUUACACCAUUGGGCGUAUCAGAGGACCGUCUUCAUCUGGAGAGUCCCUUCCCUGUAGCUCUCACGAAGCCAACAGAGUCAGACAGAGGGAUUGUUAAACAGGCUGUCCCACUUUAUCGUGUAAUAAACCGAGGUUGUCGGUUACGAUAA